Messenger RNA from Elaeis guineensis (African oil palm), 1796 nucleotides. RefSeq names its product F-box/kelch-repeat protein OR23. Lineage: Eukaryota; Viridiplantae; Streptophyta; Magnoliopsida; Arecales; Arecaceae. The record is from RefSeq and is a predicted model, not a curated record. Gene Ontology annotation, molecular function: protein binding.
ACUAACACAAACCGGACCACUCAAAGCCCCUACAGAUCAAACCAAAAUGCGACACCUACCUCCAGCAUCAUGGCGCUCGCACCCGGCCUCGAAAAACCAUCUGCGGCUAUCCCCACUCCUCGUUUCAUUCACACCGCAGCUGAUCCUCUCCUAACAACCACCACCACAACGUGGAACGACUUUCUCUUUACCCCCUCAUGCUUCCCUUCCCCGCGAGACGUAAUAACCCAACCGGACUACUACUCGAUCCCAUCCUCCACUCCUCUCGCGCCCUAGAAUCCAUGGCUUCGUUGUCCUCCUCCGCCGCAGUCGCCAAUGGAGAUGCCGGAACCCUCUCCCCGACCGCCGAGGCCCCGACCCUAAUCCCUGGCCUCCCCGACGACCUUGCCGCGGUGAUCCUCGCUUCUCUGCCGUACUCCCACCAGGCCCGCCUCCGCGCCACCUCCCGCUUGUGGAACGCCUUCCUGGCCCCCCGCUCCCUCCUCCCUCUCCGCCGUUUCCUUCGCCUCCCGCCGCGCCACCUCCUCUGCCUCUUCCCGGCGGACCCCUCCCUCUCCCCGCCGUGCCUCUUCGACCCCGCCGCCUCCGCCUGGUCCCCGCUCCCCCCGCUCCCCUGCAGUCCCCACCUCUACGGCCUCUCCAACUUCGUCCCCGUCGCCCUCGGGCCCCACCUCUAUGUCCUGGGGGGCUCCCACUUCGACGCCCGCUCCUACCCCAUCGGCCACCCAACCGCCUCCGCCGCCGCCUACCGCCUCGACCUCGCCGCCCCCGCCCCGCUCCUCGCCUGGCAUCGCCUCCCGGACAUGCUCUCCCCCCGCGGCAGUUUCGCCUGCGCCCCCGUCCCCUGCGGCGACGGCGGCAUCAUCGUUGCCGGCGGUGGGUCCCGCCACUCCAUGUUCCCCUCCGAAGGUAGCCGGAUGAGCUCCGUUGAGAGGUUCGAUGUGGACUCCGGCGAGUGGAGGAUGCGGGAGGGGCUGCCGAGGUACCGGGCCGGGUGUGUGGGGUUCUUGGUCCGGCGAAGGGAGGUGGAGGAGGAUGAGUUCUGGGUGAUGGGAGGGUACGGCGAUUACCGGACAGUGUCGGGGGUGGUUCCGGCCGAUGUGUACUACAGGGACGCUGUUGUGCUUGGGUUGAGGAGUGGGAAGUGGAGGGAGGUGGGGGACAUGUGGGAGGAAGGGGAGAGAAGGAAGCUCGGGUCGGUCGUUGUCAUGGAUGUAGAGGAUGGGCAGGCGCCAGGAAUUUUCAUGCUUGAUCGAAAUGAUAUUUUCAGAUCUGCAAAUAGAGCUGCUCGGUCUUGGAUGGGAGAGGAUUCAGUUGAUCUCUGAGGAAGGUUUUAAGAUAUGAUUUUGCUUUAAAUCGAUGGUUGAAAGAAUCAAGCCUGCGAAAGAAGGUUCCAGCAGAUGAGCCUUGUGGCUUUGUUGCUAUGAAUGGGGUGCUGUGUGUGCUGACCAAUUCAACACAGAUUAGCAGUGGAUCAGAUCCACGAAGACCGCCCAAGAAAAGGCUGACUUUAGAGAUUCAAGUGUACGACCCUGCUCAGAGGAAAUGGAGGUUUCUAACUUCAAAUACACCAUUCCACCAACCCAUAGAUUUUAAAACUGCUGUUGCAUGUACUAUUAGAUUAUAAUUUUGUGGGUGAUUUUUUCUUUCCUGUAUAGUUUAAUGUAAUUAGCCAUGACUUUCAUUACCUGGGCUUCUCCAGGUAUAUAUAAUUUGAUGUAAAAUGUCCUUGUAAAGAGUGAUUGGAUGGUGUAUGUCAUUAACCUACAUGUUAAUCACUAUUAGUUGUGUAUACC